CCUGCAAAAUCAACACAUCCUACCCUCUCGCCAGCGCGAACGCCAUCAUCGCGAUCCAGCAAACACCCCUUCCAGCGCCUCCCCAGCACGCCACGCACGCCUCAAACAGUCUACCAGGAGGCCAAAGCACUGUUCCGCCGAUGCAGCACGCCAACACGCUUAGUUGGCCGGAAUAACGAGAGGCAAGAGCUGCAGUCGUUUUUACAGACUCAUGCGGGAGUGGGGAAGCCGGGAGCGUUGUACGUGUCGGGCAUCCCGGGGACGGGAAAGACGGCGCUGGUUGAUGAGGUCGUCAGGGAGUUUAAGAAGGGUUGUGGCGAGUUGUCGCACGACCUGGUCACCGUGAAAGUCAACUGCAUGGCCAUGAAGGAUCCCAAGAUGGUGUAUGCCAAAAUCAUAGGCGAGAUCGAGCCGGAUUCGCAUUAUUCAACGAAGGAUGCCUUUAAGCCUUUGGAGAAUGCUAUUGUCGUUGUCGUGAGAGAACUAAUGAGCAAUUCCCCGAAAAGCAUCGUGAUUCUGGACGAGAUCGAUACUCUCCUCACCAGAGACCAAGACGUCCUUUACACGCUAUUUGAAUGGCCCCAUCUUGCCGGUUCCCGCUUGAUAUUGAUCGGUAUCGCAAAUGCACUAGACUUGACGGACAGAUUCCUGCCCCGGCUCAAAGCCCGCAACUGCGCCCCACGCCUGCUCAACUUCACACCCUACGACAUCAAAGAGAUCACACAAAUCAUCAAAGAACGCCUGCGGUGCCUCGAAUCCUCCGAAACCGACACCCUACGCGAAAACGUGCUCUCACCAGCAUCCACAACCAAGAUUGCCACUACGGUCCUGGGCAACAUGACCCCGACGACGAGAGCGAAGGUGGGCACGCCGUUGAUGCAGGAUAUGGCGAUUGAGCUCUGUGCGAGGAAGAUGGCGGGGACGGGGGACUUGAGGAAGGCGCUGGAUGUUUGUCGCCACGCGAUCGAGAUGGUCGAAGCCGAGUCCAAAAAGAAGGUUGCGAACGGAUCCGUCUUUCACAACAACUCCUUCGCCGCCAACCCCGCGCCCGGCACACCCACCCCUCGCCGCAACGCCUCCCUCACAUCCACCGCCGCCGAAACCCCCCUCCUGAUGGACACGCCCCUCUCCUCCCUCGACACGCUACCAAAAGUGACUGUGAAACAUAUCCUGAGCGCGACGAAUGCGGUGUUUGGAAGCCCGGUGGUGAAUCGGAUCAAGGCAUUGAGCUUACAUUGUAAGAUGGUGCUUUGUGCGCUCGUGGUUAUGGCCAGGGCACCCGGCGGCGGACGAGAUACCACCAUGUCGAAGGUUUAUGAAACAUAUGUGACACUCAGCAAGCACCCCCGCAUCGACAUCCAACCCGUCACCCGCACCGAACUGCAAGACGUCAUCACCAACCUUGAGACAGCGGCGCUCGUCACCCUCUCCAAC
This is a messenger RNA of Fimicolochytrium jonesii, 1434 nucleotides long. RefSeq names its product P-loop containing nucleoside triphosphate hydrolase protein. NCBI's taxonomy places the organism in Eukaryota, Fungi, Chytridiomycota, Chytridiomycetes, Spizellomycetales, Powellomycetaceae. The transcript is spliced from 7 exons. Gene Ontology annotation, molecular function: DNA replication origin binding; ATP binding; ATP hydrolysis activity. The record is from RefSeq and is a predicted model, not a curated record. Gene Ontology annotation, cellular component: nucleus. Gene Ontology annotation, biological process: DNA replication initiation; mitotic DNA replication checkpoint signaling; cell division. The annotation marks the transcript as partial.